AUGGCUAAUUUGAAACCAAAUCAAAUGGUUUACGCAUACCACGGUCCUCUCAUAUACGAGGCCAAAAUAUUAAAGAUGAAAAAUGCCAAAGAUUCAUUCAUAUUGAACGCAGACCUACAACAAGAACCAUUACUGCAAAACCACAAGUUCAAUGCGCAAAAAUGGGAAAAUGUCACUUGCUACUAUUUGCAUUACCAAGGCUGGAAUCUGAAAUGGGAUGAAUGGGUAGGCAUCGACAGAAUUUUGGAGAUCAAUGAAGAAAACAAGUUCAAGAAGCAGGAGUUGGAACAGUUGACCAAAAGGAAACGAGUGAAACGAGAACCAUCCGUCGGCGCAACCGAUUUAGCCAGCAGGAAUGGUCCUCACGGGAAUAAAAAGGCCAAAGCCAACGGUACGUCCGCUUCUUCCUCCAAUAACUCAGCACCCCAAUCCUCAAAAUCCUCCACGAAAAAACAGCCAGUAGUGGUUAAUCUCACAUUCCCACCGGAAUUGAAGUACUUGUUGGUCAAUGACUGGCAAUACAUCACAAAGGACAAGAAACUCGUGGAUCUACCCACUCAACACAAUGUCGCAGACAUCCUCCACGACUACAAGAUAUGGCGGUCGCAAAAACUUCAAGCGCACCAAAUAUCAAUCUUGACCGAGAUCCUACAAGGUCUCGAAGUCUACUUUGACAAAUCAUUGAGUUUCUUGCUUUUGUACAAGUAUGAAAACUUGCAGUACUUGGACUUGUUGAAAAACAACACCAUUACCCAGGACCAUACCCAGGCUCAUGUGUAUGGUGUCGAGCAUCUCCUACGGUUAUUGGUGUCGUUGCCGGGGUUGAUUAGUCAGACGACGAUGGAUGCAUUGAGUAUAAAUGUGUUGGUGCUGGAGGUGGAGGAGUUGUUGAAAUAUUUGAAGGAUAGGAUUAGUGAUUAUCAAAAUGAGUAUGUGUACAUGAGCCCACAGUAUGAUAGCUUGGCUAGAGUUUAA
Molecule: messenger RNA, 975 nt
Organism: Lodderomyces theae
Lineage: Eukaryota; Fungi; Ascomycota; Pichiomycetes; Serinales; Debaryomycetaceae
Gene: EAF3
Product: Eaf3p
Exons: 1
Coding region: 1-975 (324 amino acids)
Biological process (GO): regulation of DNA-templated transcription; chromatin organization
Cellular component (GO): nucleus; Rpd3S complex; NuA4 histone acetyltransferase complex
Source: RefSeq, a predicted model, not a curated record